This is a messenger RNA of Lytechinus pictus (painted urchin), 2542 nucleotides long. RefSeq names its product FERM domain-containing protein 1-like. Bases 243 to 608 code for a protein of 121 amino acids. Gene Ontology annotation, cellular component: cytoskeleton; cytoplasmic side of apical plasma membrane. Gene Ontology annotation, biological process: positive regulation of hippo signaling. Lineage: Eukaryota; Metazoa; Echinodermata; Echinoidea; Temnopleuroida; Toxopneustidae. The record is from RefSeq and is a predicted model, not a curated record. The transcript is spliced from 3 exons.
UUUAGAUUGAGCUGAGAUGAACCAGUAACCACCAGAUCCUUGAAUGCACCACGAUUCUUUCACUUUCCUAAAUCUGAUCAUAACUGAAAGAGUGUUUGCCAUCUUGCACCAACCUGUCAGGAUAGGAUCUGAGGGGAUCAAGGGCCACGCUUACUUUCCCCAUAGUGCAGGACCAGACAAGAACACUGAUUCUCCUUUGAAGGGUUGAGGGCUGGGAGGCUGGGGGUCUCCUAUGCCUAGUCAUGCCCAUCUGGGGAGGGGGCUCUGGGGGCAUGGCAUCUGGAGUGGCUGCUAUAGGAAGCAUCAGAGGACUUCACCAUGCUGCUAGUACCCAGAAGUGUGUUUGUGUCAAGCUCUGGGAUGGAGAAUUACAACUCAAUGUGGAGGGAAAGGCCAAAGUGCAAGAUUUGUAUGACCAAGUGUGCUUUAUGCUGUCAAUAAAGGAAGCUCACCUAUUUGGAUUGACAAUUUUACGAGAAAAUGGAGAAUAUGAAUUUUUAGAUCUGAAGACUAAGAUUUCAAAGUAUGCGCCAAAGGGAUGGAAGUCUGACUCUAAUGAUGUAAGUUUGAUGAGAUAUAUCAUAUUCUUUAAAUUGGAGGCAGGAUAAAAUGCAAAUAAAUGAUUUGAUAAAUCUAAUACCCACAUGUCUCUUCAUUUUUAAAUGUGGCCUAUAGAGGACUCCAUCAAUGCUGAACAUUAAAUAUAUAUAUAUUUUUUUACUUUUGACAUGUAUCCCCCUAUGUGUCAUGUUAUAAUCCAUCACUGUGAUUAUCCAUUGGCACUCCAUAUUAUUCUGGUGUAUUGAUUAUGUUUGCAAACAACCUAUCACUAUAAAUGACAAUUUUAAAUAGUAAGAUUGUGAGCGAUCUAUGGAAGUUAAUAAAGUUUGAGCUUUUCUUUCAUCAAGAUUGUAAGAUGUGAAUGGAUUACUGAAAUUGGGCACAUAUUUGUGUAUGGGUGAAAUUAGGGGGUUUACAGGAGAGGACUGUUGAAUAGUUAUGUCUUUGUGUUGUUGAUGCUAAAUUUAAAUUUCCCAGCUAAGCAAGUUAAAAUUAAGCGCAUUGAGUAAUAGUUUAAAGAAGAGUGAUUGCCCAAGCUAGCAAAGAAAGGCUGAAAAUUGGAUUGGCAGAGAGGAGUGAUUACCUGCAUUUACCAGGAUUGGUCUGGGAAUGAAUGAAGAUGGUAUAAUGAGAGACGGUAGAUAUUUGUCAGAGAGGGAAAAGUAAGUGACUUGAUGAAAAAGGGAAAGUAAAAAUCAUAACGGAAGGAAAGUAGAAUUGUGAGCUGUAUUGGAGUUAGGUAAAGUUAAUUAAGUAUUUCCAGAAGUCGAACGAAGCACUAUAAUCAAUCUAGUAUGAGCAAUAUUUAUGUAAUCAUAAUUCACAAUCAUGUUUAAGUAGAUAUAGAUCCAAUACUUCUCAUUGCUUUAUACAUUGUGGGCUCCAGACUCAGAAAUAAAGAGCAAAAACCAAGUUGUCUCACUGAACAAUUAUUUGAAAAAGUCUUUGAAGGAAAGAGAAUGGUCAUCAUGUCAUCACUGUAAUGCUAAGCUUCCUAUUUUGUUAGAAUUAUUUUUGUGAUCAUUGCCAUAUAUCUGAACUUUAUUAUUAUUUCAUAAGCUCUAAUGGAUAUUGUGCUAAAAUUAUAAUUAUGUCAAUUUAUCUGUUUUAAUUUAAAAGCAUGAGUUUAAGUAGAAAUAAGUAGAAAUUUCAGUAGAAAUUCCACCCAUGAUUUCUGGAGAAUGGGUACAAUGUAACAACCACUGAUGACCUAAACUUGUGUAUUAGCACUAGACUAGGGCCCCUACCUUUCAGGUGUGCAAUCUCAGAGUAAUUUAUAAUACAUGAAUUUGUAGGCAAAGAUGUCUCUUAUCGGUUUUUCAAUUGGGAAGUGUGAUUCUAGUAUUUAGAAAAGCACUAAUUUCUAAUCUAGGCCUACCCUGCAUGCUUUGAAUUUGAUGAGGAAAAACAAGAUCAGAAUCUUAGUUUUGCCUUUGUCUUUCUACUGACAAACUCAAAACAAGAAAAUUCAGAAAAUCGUUUUUGAAGACAAACCAAAACUUUAUUUGACAUUUAACCUUUCUAAUUAUGAGAUUAGUUUUAUUUUGUUGUUAUUCAUUCUUUUUAUUUUUUUCUCUUUCCUUGGUUUAUCAUUAGAGUGUGAAUGGAGCCAUGCUUAAAAGGAAUGUACUUAAUGACCAACAAACCUUAACAAAGAUCUGUCAAUCAAUAGCACAUACCAUAGUGAUGAUGUCACAAUAGUGCCCCAUCCCCCUUCUAUCCAAUUAUAAAUAACCAAAGAGUAGUCUGGGGUCUAGUCUCAGUAGUAUACAAAUAGAAGAGAUCUCCCAUGAUAAUUUCUUAUACUUUUUAUCAAAAAAAUCAUUUUAGAAAUGUGUCAAAUUAAACAGAUACAUUUUAUUUUUUAAAUCUGUAUUGUAGGCCUGUAUUGGUUCAGGUAAAUGUUACCUACUAGUUUAUCAAGGAAUUUUUUAUGAAUCCCGAUUGUAUUUUUAGAACCAAAUUCUUGACUUCAGUUUUC